Gymnodraco acuticeps is the source of this 1510-nucleotide messenger RNA. It is a transcript of the gene rbm7, whose product is annotated as RNA binding motif protein 7. The coding region runs from base 149 to 928 and encodes 259 amino acids. Gene Ontology annotation, biological process: regulation of alternative mRNA splicing, via spliceosome. The record is from RefSeq and is a predicted model, not a curated record. Gene Ontology annotation, molecular function: single-stranded RNA binding. The transcript is spliced from 5 exons. NCBI's taxonomy places the organism in Eukaryota, Metazoa, Chordata, Actinopteri, Perciformes, Bathydraconidae. Gene Ontology annotation, cellular component: nucleus.
GAUUGCGACAGAAGAUCCGGUGUGACAGCAUAUCACGUUACGACAACACAGGCCUUCCGGUUGUAUUUAGCGGAGCGGUUGUUUUUUUUAAUAACGCUCACGUUAUCAUUUAAGUUGCUUGCUAGGCCAGUAUCUGUUCAAAUAUACAAUGGGGAUUGAGGACGAAGCGGACCGGACGCUCUUCAUUAGAAAUUUAGAUUCAAGAGUGACGGAGGAGCUUUUGUUCGAGCUGUUUAUACAGGCGGGACCUCUGACCAAAACUAAGAUUCCAAAAGAUGCGGAUGGGAAACAGAAAACAUUUGGUUUUGCCGUCUACAAACAUGAAGUGUCUGUGCCAUAUGCCAUGCAGCUCCUGGACGGGACAUCGGUGCACGGGAGAACCCUUCACGUGCAGUUCAGAUCGGGGAGCAGUCAUAGCAACAGUCCAGGGAACUCACAGAAUACAAGUCCGGCAAAUACCCCAAAUCCGCACGGGCAGAGGACCCCGGUCCACUUCAGCUCUCCACCAUACACUCCUCCACCCCAAAUGAACAGGUCCCUUUCAUCUCCCGACAGUCUGCAGAAGCAUGUCAUGAUGAACAACAUGAUGUGGCAGAUCCAGAUGCAGCAGAUUGAGCAGUUAAAUGGCGGUUUCUCCAAGCCUGUGCAGAGGCAGCCGUCGGCGGGGGGGAAUGCGGGAGGAGGCGGGGGCUCCCGUCACCAUGACAACGCCCCCUACCGCCACCCGGCCCAGAUGCAGGGCGGCGGCAGAAACCAGCGCUACGGAGAGGAACCAACUACCGGUCGUCACCAGCAACAAGGCCGGGACAACUAUCCGCAACAAGACAGGAGCGGUAAUCGUCACGGUGACAGCAGAGGUGGCAAAAGACACCAUGAAGAUAAGAGCGGAAACCGUGGCAACCAAGAUAAUAGAUGGCGACGGUACUGAGACAUGCAAAGGACUUCUGUAGAGACUUGACACAUUUAUGGACAACUUCCACACAAAAAAGAGAUCAUGGCUUUUGUUGACAUUCACAUGUAUACUCAGGUUGUUUGUUCAUGAUUCCACCACUCUGAAGAUUUGGUAACUUAUGCCUUAGAGACAUUUUUGUUUACUUUUUAAGGUGUUUUUAAACUUCUACUUUCAUGUGAGUUUGUCCUCACAGAAAAUAUUUUGAGCUGUAUUGAUGGAGAGCAAGGAAAUGUUAUUGGACACGACUCGUCAUUUUAGAUGAUCGAGAUAAAAAAAAAAACACAUGUAUAGAAAAAGAUUUGCAAUAUUGGACAGUUUAUGUUAUGCAAAAACCAUUCAGAUGGUGCUGCAAUUCUUCAGGUAUUUUGUAAAAUACGACAGCUAAAGAUUCCACCAGCACCAGUUUUACAAUAAUAGGGCACCAUCCUUUUUUAAUGUUGGAUCUGUUGACCAUGCUCUUUAUAAAAAACAAAAGAGCUUUAUUUAAUUUUUUUAUUCUGAGUCUGUAAGACGAACUGUUUUAAAAAUGUCCAUUACUAUAAAGCUCCUUUCAUUUGA